CCUUUUGCGUGUCAGCUUGUAAACAUUGCUUUUAUUUUUGUUGACGUUAAAUCGAUGUAUCACAAGUGCGCGCGCAAUAAUUUUGGUGUUUUGAAUCACGCAGCUGCCGCAAUGUCGAGUCGCCGGGGCCUGUUUAUCGUGUUCGAAGGAUGUGACCGGACAGGAAAAACCACUCAAGUCAAGUUGCUUGCGGAGGCAUUGGCGGGCCUGGGCCACAAGACCGAAUCCAUAGCGUUCCCCAAGCGCACUACCGCCACCGGCAAGCUGCUCGACGCUUACCUCGCAAAGGGCGCCAACCUCGACGAUCACGCCGUUCACCUGCUGUUCUCCGCCAACCGAUGGCAGGAGGCCGAAUCGAUACGUCAAGCAGUGGCGCAACAGAGGACAGUAAUUUGUGACCGUUAUGCCUACUCCGGCGUCGCUUUCACGGCCGCCAAAUCUCUCGAUUUCACAUGGUGUCAGCAGCCCGACAUGGGGCUGCCGGAGCCGGACGUUGUUUUGUAUAUGUGUGUGACGCCUGACGUGCUGGACGCUCGUGACGGCUUCGGCGACGAACGGUACGAGAACGCCGAGUUUCAAGCCAAAGUUCGCGCGAACUAUGACCGUUUGGCCGCACUGGAUAGUGGCACUGGCCGUUGGGUGAAUGUUGACGCGACACAAAGCAUCGAGACGGUUCAUCUUAACGUCCUCAAAGCUGUAUUAGAUGCUAUGUCCCGAGGAGUCGGUGAUCUAGGAAAGUUGUGGUGGAAAUAAACAGCCGCGUAGCCGUCGUGGUCACGAUGGAAGAAACUUACGCUUCCACCGUUGUUGCGGUCCGUUUUGACUGGUUUUGAUGUGAUGAAAUACCAGCGAAACGAAGCGUGUAAUACGUUCUAAUGAAGUGUUGCUCUAUGUAACAGAUUCACGAAAGUUUUCAUUAAAAAAUAAAUAAAUUUG
Molecule: messenger RNA, 936 nt
Organism: Rhipicephalus sanguineus (brown dog tick)
Lineage: Eukaryota; Metazoa; Arthropoda; Arachnida; Ixodida; Ixodidae
Product: thymidylate kinase
Exons: 1
Coding region: 55-753 (232 amino acids)
Biological process (GO): dTDP biosynthetic process; dTTP biosynthetic process; dUDP biosynthetic process
Cellular component (GO): mitochondrion; cytoplasm; cytosol
Molecular function (GO): dTMP kinase activity; ATP binding
Source: RefSeq, a predicted model, not a curated record